Messenger RNA from Pyrenophora tritici-repentis Pt-1C-BFP, 1794 nucleotides. RefSeq names its product Myosin-tail-1 multi-domain protein. Gene Ontology annotation, molecular function: small GTPase binding. Lineage: Eukaryota; Fungi; Ascomycota; Dothideomycetes; Pleosporales; Pleosporaceae. Gene Ontology annotation, biological process: Golgi organization; endoplasmic reticulum to Golgi vesicle-mediated transport. The record is from RefSeq and is a predicted model, not a curated record. Gene Ontology annotation, cellular component: Golgi apparatus.
AUGUCUGCGCCCGCUACAUCUGACCCCGUACAGCAAAGUGGCACGCUGUCCAAGUCGCAGAAGAAGAAGAACAAGAAAAAGGCGAGCGCGCACGGAAAUGGGAAUAAAGCAGAAGAGGCAGGAAAGCCGAAUGGGAACGGGCAUUACGCGAAGACGGAUGCAGACGACCAUGAGGACGAAUCCGAGGAUGAGGACGAGCAGGCCAAGUACGCCGCUCACUCCAUGGAUCCUGACGCCGACGAUGUAGACGAUGUAGACGACGAACAGCCGCCUGUGUCUCCAACAAUUGCGCAGUCAAAUGGUACGCCACGUCAUAGUAUCUCUUCUGCGAUUGCGCUCGGACUGGCCCGCUCACGGUCACAACAAGGAGGCCUCUCGCAGUCACCGCCGCCGCCUUCAGACACCAGCGCACGCCUAGAUGCCGUCGCAAAGGAGCGAGAUGCACUGCGACAGGAAGUUACGGAGCUGCGUAAGAGCCUAGAGAGUUUACAAAGUAAACAGGAUGCAGAAACAUCAGACGAGUCACAGUCAAAGCACGAGGAAGAGAUACGGAGUCUUAGGGAGGAAUUGGAUGAGGCUAACGAGGGCAAGGAGCACUUUGAGACACAGUACAAGAACCUGCUGAGCAGAGUGAACACCAUCAAGACCAGUCUGGGUGACAGGCUCAAGGCCGAUGCUGCCCGGAUUGAGGAGUUCCAAACGCAGAUCGCCGAACUUGAAGACCAGACGCGGGAGCUGCAGGAGAACAACAACAGCCUCACCGAAGAGCUUGCCAAACUACGACAAGAAAAUGAAGCACAGUCGGCCGAGAUCGAGACGCUGCGGAGCAGGUCGACUCUGUCGCAGCAGAACUGGAUCAAGGAGCGCGACGAGCUGAUAUCACGAGAAGCAUAUGCAAGAGAAGAGUUUGAAAAUGCGAAACAGGCCAUGCAGGACUGGGAGGUCCUGGCCAUGAACGAGCGGUCGUUGCGCGAGAAUCUUACUGAGAAGGAUGCGGAACUUAGGGAGCAGCUAGAGUCGAUGAGGGACGAAUACGAGAAGGCUGCGCGCGACCGAGACACCAAUAGCCAGGCUGUAGAAGGUCUACAAAAGGCACUACAAGAAGUGCAAAACCUGCGCAAAGCCGAGCUCAAAAAGUCGGUCGAAACGUACGAAUCACAAAUCAACGAGCUGCGAAAGCAAGUCCAAGCGGCUGACUCGGCUGCGAAUGCCGCCAAGGCAACGCUCGAGUCGACACAGAAGGAGCUUGAACGAGCACUCCCGUUCGAGAAGGAGGUCAAGGAGAAGAAUCUCUUGAUUGGGAAGCUUCGACAUGAGGCAGUCACGCUAAACGAGCAUCUCACCAAGGCGUUGCGCAUUCUGAAGAAGGGGCGGCCAGAAGACAAUGUCGACCGGCAGAUUAUUACCAACUAUUUCUUGCAUUUCUUGAGCAUUGAUAGAAGCGAUCCGAAGAAGUUUGAGGCACUGCAGUUGAUCUCCGCGUUGCUGGGAUGGACAGACGAGCAAAAAGAACAAGCAGGUCUGGCGCGUCCUGGUACCUCAUCCAGCUCGACAGGACUUCGCCUUCCAUUGACACCCUUCCGACGGACACCGUCUUCAUCACAGCUGAACUCUGCCGCAGCAGACCCCAUGCUUAUGGCUAGCAGCUCGAGCAACAAGGAGUCGCUAGCAGAGUUGUGGCAAGACUUUCUCGAGCGGGAGGCUGCAGAGGGCAGGGGCAACGGAUCGAGAAGAGAAAGUAUGGCGAGUCAGGCACGCACUGAUGGCGGACUGGGCAUCAACGAAAAGAAGUAA